Molecule: messenger RNA, 1692 nt
Organism: Hippopotamus amphibius kiboko
Lineage: Eukaryota; Metazoa; Chordata; Mammalia; Artiodactyla; Hippopotamidae
Gene: KCNA1
Product: potassium voltage-gated channel subfamily A member 1
Exons: 1
Coding region: 1-1488 (495 amino acids)
Biological process (GO): protein homooligomerization; potassium ion transmembrane transport
Cellular component (GO): synapse; juxtaparanode region of axon; membrane
Molecular function (GO): delayed rectifier potassium channel activity; protein binding
Source: RefSeq, a predicted model, not a curated record
AUGACCGUGAUGUCGGGAGAGAACGUGGACGAGGCCUCGGCCGCCCCGGGCCACCCCCAGGACAGCAGCUACCCGCGGCCGGCAGAGCACGACGACCACGAGUGCUGCGAGCGCGUGGUCAUCAACAUCUCCGGGCUGCGCUUCGAGACGCAGCUCAAGACGCUGGCGCAGUUCCCCAACACGCUGCUGGGCAACCCUAAGAAACGCAUGCGCUACUUCGACCCGCUGAGAAACGAGUACUUCUUCGACCGCAACCGGCCCAGCUUCGACGCCAUCCUCUACUACUACCAGUCGGGGGGCCGGCUGCGGAGGCCGGUCAACGUGCCGCUGGACAUGUUCUCCGAGGAGAUCAAGUUUUACGAGCUGGGCGAGGAGGCCAUGGACAAGUUCCGGGAGGACGAGGGCUUCAUCAAGGAGGAGGAGCGCCCCCUGCCCGAGAAGGAGUACCAGCGCCAGGUGUGGCUGCUCUUCGAGUACCCCGAGAGCUCGGGGCCCGCCCGGGUCAUCGCCAUCGUCUCCGUCAUGGUCAUCCUCAUCUCCAUCGUCAUCUUUUGCCUGGAGACGCUGCCCGAGCUGAAGGACGACAAGGACUUCACGGGCACCGUCCACCGCCUCGACAACACCACGGUGGUCUACAGCGCCAACAUCUUCACGGACCCCUUCUUCAUCGUGGAAACCCUUUGCAUCAUCUGGUUCUCCUUCGAGCUGGUGGUGCGUUUCUUCGCCUGCCCCAGCAAGACAGACUUCUUCAAAAACAUCAUGAACUUCAUCGACAUCGUGGCCAUCAUCCCCUAUUUCAUCACCUUAGGCACCGAGAUUGCUGAGCAGGAGGGAAACCAGAAGGGCGAGCAGGCCACCUCGCUGGCCAUCCUCAGGGUCAUCCGGUUGGUAAGGGUUUUUAGAAUCUUCAAACUCUCCCGCCACUCUAAGGGCCUCCAGAUCCUGGGCCAGACCCUCAAAGCUAGUAUGAGAGAGUUAGGGCUGCUCAUCUUUUUCCUCUUCAUCGGGGUCAUACUGUUUUCUAGUGCAGUGUACUUUGCCGAGGCGGAAGAAGCUGAGUCGCACUUUUCCAGUAUCCCCGAUGCUUUCUGGUGGGCGGUGGUGUCCAUGACCACCGUAGGAUACGGUGACAUGUACCCUGUGACAAUUGGAGGCAAGAUCGUGGGCUCCUUGUGUGCCAUCGCUGGUGUGCUGACAAUUGCCCUGCCCGUACCUGUCAUCGUGUCCAAUUUCAACUAUUUCUACCACCGAGAAACUGAGGGAGAAGAGCAGGCUCAGUUGCUCCACGUUAGUGCCCCUAAUUUAGCCUCUGACAGUGACCUCAGUCGGCGCAGCUCCUCCACCAUCAGCAAAUCUGAGUACAUGGAAAUCGAAGAGGAUAUGAAUAAUAGCAUAGCCCACUUUAGGCAGGCCAAUAUCAGAACUGGCAAUUGCACCACAGCUAACCAAAACUGCGUUAAUAAGAGCAAGCUACUGACUGAUGUUUAAAAAGCCAAGCAACGCAACUAAAAAGCACCCCCACUUAGCAGCUUGAAAGACUUAAAAAAACCAAACCAAACCAAACCCUGAGUGACCCAGGUCACUCUUUGUAGAUACUUUACUAAAUAGUCUUUGAAUGCUCUGUUGAACUGUCAAUGCAUUUUUGCAUUGCCAAUCUUGGGGGGUGGCGAACCUGAAGCUUUCCGGAGCUAU